This is a messenger RNA of Mya arenaria, 3048 nucleotides long. RefSeq names its product ankycorbin-like. Gene Ontology annotation, molecular function: protein binding. The record is from RefSeq and is a predicted model, not a curated record. The transcript is spliced from 10 exons. Lineage: Eukaryota; Metazoa; Mollusca; Bivalvia; Myida; Myidae. The coding region runs from base 349 to 3021 and encodes 890 amino acids.
GUUUUUCGCUGACGGGAACGUAUGACAUUCAUUUGCCGUUGAUUGCCGUAUUGUGUUACGUUAACGAAGCGUGAACGCCCAAGCAGUGGUUGCCGUAACGAUUGUUCGGGUGACGUUAAGACGUUAUAGGGAAGUCUUCCGACGUGAUUCUCUGCCAUUUUGGAACUAAAAUGUGGAAUACUUAAAAGCUUUAGUUACACAGUAUUUUAGUAGCUGAAAACGUACGACGUUUGCUGCGUGAAAUAAGCCGACCAAUGAAAAUAUAGAGGCCUAGUGGCUCUCCGCAUUUGGCAAAAUGCUUUUUAAUGAUCUUUCGUACUACACGGCGAUUGGAACCGAAGUUACACCAUGGAUUUAAUGUCCGCGGCCAAAAAUGGCAACUUCGAUCAGGUUUUUAACUUUUUGCAAUCCGGACACGCCCCUUCUGUGACUGACAAGGACAACGCCACGCCCCUUUACUGGAGCGCAUGUCAUGGGCAUAGUCACGUGAGUGAAAUUUUGAUCCAGGCCGGAAGUGACGUCAACUCUAAAGUGACGUGGGGAUCGACACCACUACACGCAGCAGCGGACCGUGGUCACACGAAUUGUGUAGACGUUUUGUUGGAUAGUGGUGCCAACGUUAACGCAAAGAAUAACCGCGGCGACACAGCGUUACACAUCGCCGCAUAUCGCGGACACAGUGACGUCAUUUUACGUCUCCUUAAAGCGGGUGCUGACAUCACAAUUCGGAACGAGAAGGGAAAAACGCCUCACCAAGAGGCAAUUGAGGGAGGUCACAGCCAGAUUGCACUUAAUAUGAUGCGUUCUACAGAAUGCAAGACUGGAAGCGGAAGUCCUUCACGCGCUCGGCGUCCCCCGGAUAUCUUCGUCAGCUUUCCGGACGGACAGGCAUACCCCGACUAUGAGAACGCGGAACCAAUCUCUCCAAGAACAAUCUCGGGUCCUCCAGUCGUUUUACGGCAGACGUCUGUGCCGCCUCCCCGCCCACCGAUUACGCUAGGACGCAGCAUCAGCUUUAAUGGCCAUAACACCGUCGACCGGCAACGUUCGGUCCGCGAGCCCGUGGAAAACGCCUUACUGCCUUCGCCGAUCGACGGUCGGACUCAAUCUGUCGGAUGUAUAGCCCAGUAUGAUAAUACCAGCCGCCAUCUUAAUGACGUCAACAAAAGCUUCUCGUCAUCGGAUUAUAUUAAUCACAGUCAACUGUCAGCGUAUAAUUGUGCGAAUGAAUCAGAUUCAUCGGUGCCUACAGAACUAUCCGAGUCUUCCGCAUACAGCAGCGAUUCUUCUUGGUCUACGUCACUGAUGACGCAAUCAAAUGUCGGAAUCGAGGCUAGUGGGCCAUAUGACCAAUCAACGCACGCACGUGACAUGACAUAUUUGAACAUGCGUCACCAAAGUCUUUCGAACCGACCGUUCCGUACCUCGAUUGGGUCAAUGCGAGAAUUAGAAGCAUGUGUUCCACAAGAGUCUUCAGACAAACAUUCUUCGCGGGAAUUUAUGUCUAAAUUAAAUAAACAACUCGUAGACUCUUACAAACAUAUCGAAAAGCUGUCUAGUGAAAAUGAAACUUUGAAGUUCAAAUGUUCGGCUUUACUUUCUAGACUCAAUGAGACGGAGAAAAUAUUAUCUGAGAAGGAAAGGGAGUGUGAGGUAUUACGUAAUAUGCUAGAAGUGAAAUCACAGGAAUUUCGAGGAAAUGACGACGAAAGUAGAAACGCGCAUGCACAGAAUGAACCGGAAAUGACUGUUCAAAGAACCCAGGGCGGUUUAAGAGCACUCACGGAACACCUGGGAAAGGUCAUGUCUGAGGAAGGCAUUCAGGAAUUGAAUGAUUCUUUGAAGGAGACCGUACGAAAUCAUAUUCUGGCUUCACCGGAAGGGGCGGACAGUGAUAUUGACGCACCUUACCGAAAGUGGCAGGCAGGGGUCGAUUUUGUGGUUCUGGGGCCACAUCCGGUUGAGUGCCGUCCCGUUGUGCAAGGGGACCAUCUCCCGCUUCGCCUAUCUUUCCAAAUUAAACAUUUAAAGUCCGGAAAACGUCUUUUGCUAAAGACAACUGUUCAUCGCCAACGGGACGAAAGGAAUAUUACGCGUCUGAAUGAAACAGAAAUUCUAGACACUGUCGGUUACCAUAAACAUAUCGAAAGAAUUCUACAUUCGUUUGAUGGUCCUGUAGAACGCUUCCUUAAGUUUAUUCCAUCUCCUUUCUCAAAAGUUGUAGAAACAGAAGAUGUUAUGAACCGGUCUACUUUUAUUGUAACAAAUCACGUGACGCCUUUGACUUCUUACAUAUAUUCGUGCGUCGAUUCAAACUUAGAACUACUUUUUCAAUAUAUAGCGCAUGCGCUGUAUAAACUUUUCUCCGCCAUUAAUAUUCUAGAGCAAUAUGGUGUACAGCAUAACAGUAUAAACGAAGGCAGUGUUUUUGUUGAUAGUGAUUUGAAUAUUGUUCUUGGCGGAUUUGAAAAUGCCAUUUACUCAAGUGAUAAACCUACGAAAAAGAGGGGACUGCCAGUCAGUGAAAGCAAGGAGCUCAAUGAUUACGUGAACGUGGAACACCUCACCAGAGGAUCAAGUUCCUGUAGAAGCUAUCAAUCAUCCGGCGAUCUUGCGGACCUCGCACGGCUGUUCAAACGCAUCCUACCUCAAGUUCGGCCAACUUCCGGGUCACGUUCGUUUGAUAACCACGUGCACAGGGGCAUUGUCAGGGUGGUCAAUGACAUGUUGUCCGAUAUGGAGCACUUGACGUGUGUGGAAUGCAUGCAGCGUCUUGGAUACGUGUUGUCCGGGUACCUGGCGACUGACCUCCAAACCGAUUUCCGGUGUCGCAGUUUCAUGCAUAGCAGAAUGCUUGCCCUGCUGUCUUACUCAAAUGCUAGUCCGGACAAUGGCGGAGUUGUAUCUCUUGAGCAAGCGUUGCAAAGAUGCCGAAGAGAGACGGAGGCUGACUUCCUGUGUAACACAAACUGCAAACAGUUGUUGACCAUUGCCAGGGUUGUAAAUAAACAAUUGCAAUAAAUUCACCCAGUUUUCAGGGAAACAUGA